Talaromyces stipitatus ATCC 10500 is the source of this 1090-nucleotide messenger RNA. RefSeq lists its product as uncharacterized. Bases 95 to 1090 code for a protein of 331 amino acids. The record is from RefSeq and is a predicted model, not a curated record. The transcript has 2 exons. NCBI's taxonomy places the organism in Eukaryota, Fungi, Ascomycota, Eurotiomycetes, Eurotiales, Trichocomaceae.
UAACCCUCACGAUGACACCAAUCCAACAACUCCAGAGACUCGUUCAGAGGUCGAAGUUCCAAUCAUUCAUCGAAACUCAGUAUCGGAUCCAAUAAUGAGUCCAAUUUUCCUAGGAGAAGAUUUUGGAGCCUUACUUAGUGUUUCGUCAAUCAGAUCCCAAAAGGAUCUCUGGAUCGAUUUGUGGCGGCAUUUUGAUCCUGGCGAGAAGGUCGUUCCUGUCGAUGGGCAAUACCUAACCUCCUUGAACUCCUUUGGGGGCCUCCGGCGCCUCAGGGUGACUGGUAUGCUAAAGUCUUACCAGAAACAGCUGUUCCAGGCUAUCUGGAAGAUGGAGCAGCUUGAAGAUCUUCAACUGCGAAUGGCCGAAGAACCUCGUGUAUCAUCACAGCUACCCUGGCGUCUCAUAGAAGAAGGAUGGGUACCUAAUGCGGAGGGAACUCAUGCUGGUCUCUCACCGGGCGACGGCAAAGGACGCAUCAAGAGACAAUACGGAAACGCCGAAUACUUUGACAACUGCGUCAUCGAAUUAGCCAAACCGAAACUCAACCCCGAUUACCCAGAGUAUGAAGCGUGGAUGUCACGACUCCUCCCUAUCGUCCACCUAACCCUGCGCGGGUUUGUGGUUGAUGCUAUCCCCUUCUGCAGCUGCUUCGACGGGCAGAAGUUACGUUCGAUCACGUUUACAGACUGCAUUGACGCUGGGUUUUGUCUUCCAUACGAAAUGAAUAACGUCCAGCUUCGUGUUGACUGUUCAAAAACUGCAAGAGCGGAGCCUAUUCGACAGGUUGUGCCAGAUCGAGAGCUGAAGCGCAUCACAUUGAAGGAGGGGAGGAAAAUUGAUGAAUCUCCUGCUUCUUCGCCGACUCAGAGCGUAUCUUCACGGUCCCGUUACCAUAGGAAGCCAGAUCCCUCUACAUCUAUUCCGCACCGCGUCCCUCUUCCGUCUCCAGCUCCAGCUCCAUCUUCGCCUUCUUCUCCCUUUCCGUCGUUGAUGCCGUCCGGUCAAUGUUUGCGACAGCCUCGGUUCUCGAUGCAUUUCCAUCGACGUGUGGUCAGUUCUGUUAUUGAGGAGGAUGAGGGGGAAGAGUAA